AUGCUCUUCCCCUACAAUCUGCACCGCCGGGUCCUGAGCUUCCUGCCAGAGCGGGAGGGGACCGCUCCACUGCCAGCCAGCACUGUUUCCUAUGGUAUCAUCAUUAAGUAUUCCAGGGUGAUUGUCAGUUUCUUUUCUUUUACAGUUGACAUCCUGCUGAAGGCUGUGGGCGACACCCCUAUAAUGAAAACCAAGAAGUGGGCCGUAGAGCGAACCCGGACCAUCCAGGGCCUCAUUGACUUCAUCAAAAAGUUCCUUAAACUGGUGGCCUCGGAGCAGUUGUUUAUCUAUGUGAACCAGUCCUUCGCUCCUUCCCCAGACCAGGAAGUUGGAACCCUGUAUGAGUGUUUCGGCAGUGACGGUAAACUGGUUCUGCACUAUUGCAAGUCUCAGGCCUGGGGCUGAGCCACGGCAGAAGCCGCUUCCUACAACUUGAGAUGAGAUGGUUUGCAGAGGACCCGGCAUGCACCUGCUGUGACUCCUGCUCAGGCACAACGGCAUCCAUGGAGAGAGUGGGGGUACCCCAGGUGCAGUCGGAUACUGGUGCACUCACUAAUCCCCAAGGACAGGCUCCAUUCAGCCCCGCCUCCCACCCGGCACUCCUGCUGAUGCAGAGCUGCCUGGGGAAACUGUGGAAGAGUCGCACUAGGGCUCACCAUGACUGAGUGUUCACUUGUACCAUUGUUAUUAUUCAUAGUAAAUGUUUACUCGCUAAAGAGGUUGUUGGAACUUCGAUUUGUUUAGAAUUCGGGGGUAUUUACGCAUUGUCUCUUAUUCCCCAUAUAAACAAGUUGCUUGGG
Messenger RNA from Dipodomys ordii (Ord's kangaroo rat), 800 nucleotides. It is a transcript of the gene Atg12, whose product is annotated as autophagy related 12. Gene Ontology annotation, biological process: autophagosome assembly; autophagy of mitochondrion; nucleophagy. Gene Ontology annotation, cellular component: Atg12-Atg5-Atg16 complex; cytoplasm; phagophore assembly site membrane. The record is from RefSeq and is a predicted model, not a curated record. Lineage: Eukaryota; Metazoa; Chordata; Mammalia; Rodentia; Heteromyidae. The transcript has 4 exons. Bases 1 to 405 code for a protein of 134 amino acids.